Molecule: messenger RNA, 1389 nt
Organism: Paecilomyces variotii
Lineage: Eukaryota; Fungi; Ascomycota; Eurotiomycetes; Eurotiales; Thermoascaceae
Exons: 1
Coding region: 1-1389 (462 amino acids)
Source: RefSeq, a predicted model, not a curated record
AUGAAAGCCCUCUACCUCUUUGCCCUUUUAUGGGCCAUCUCUGCUUGGGCUAUACCACUGCUGUCUACUUCGGCGGAACUGGCUUAUCCUACUCUCACGCAUGUGCUUGUUGUCAACCUUUGCUGGCGCGUGCAUGAAGGGACUGAAGCUGAACACGCAGUCUGUCAUUACCUUGGUCCUCAGCCUCUUGGUACAGGCGAUGAUGAGUGCUCUGCAAUGAUUGAAAAGGGAAAGGAUCUCUGGAGGACUGGGAAGAUCGGCGCUUCCAAGGAGUACCAGAACUCAUCUAAACAUCCUGCGCAUGCCAAAGUGGUCUACAGACGCUCUGAUGACCACUUAGAAAGCGAUGCCGAGGAAAAUAGUGAAGGCAACGGACACGAUGGCUAUCAGACAGAAGCUGCUAAGACGACCGCAAAAGCUAGUCAGCCAACUGAGACGACGUCCGAAGAGAAUCAUACGAGUACAAAGGGCGAAUCUACAGCGACAGUGGCAUCCUUGGUGUCUUCUCAUGAGACGACACAAUCUUCGACCGAGAAUAUGUCUAAAACAGAGGCAUCUAAAACUUCUGACACAAAGACAAUCUCUACGACUGAAAGUCGCACUUCGGUGGUCACCAGCACAUCUAAAGCAUUUGCUACUACCUCGCAUCCAUCAAGAGCCCGCACUACCAUUGCUCAGGCUCAACAGACGAGCUAUCGGAAGUUCGAUAUGGCCAGUUACCAUCGGAGUUCCAUUGCUGCCGGUGUGAUCUUCGGCUUUCUCGCCUCCCUAGCAGUUGUAUGUGUCUUUGUGAUGUAUGUCAGGAAGUGGAUCAGGGCCUGGAAGCGUCGACAGCAGGGCCGGUUGGGUGAUUCUGUUCUCCCUCUGGUUGAAGAUGGUAGGACCUCCAGAUCCGGUACGGCGCAGGGCUAUCCCUCACGAAUGCGAGAUCACCAGUCUCCGAUGUGGGCUCCCAUUCAACCUUCAGAGUCUUCUGUUACCGUCGCCGUUGGACAGCAACAUUCGACCCAUGAAAUGACUCCCAUCUCGACGAAUAGCGGAAGCAACACUCCUGUUGGUAGAACACCCACCGACUCUCAGGGGUCUUCUUCCAACAGCACAGACUCACAAAUCCGAGUCGUUACCGGGCUCAUCCCUUCAGUUAUCGUGGUCCCUCCCACGCCUAGUCCGGUUCUCGAGAUGCCAAGUAACAAUACUCCCCUCCCGUCUGCUGAAAUGGGCUCCGGUGACAAUCGUGACCGCACCCCAAUGACUCCUCGACACCAGAGCCGCCACUCGGAACCGACCCUUCGCACUCACGAUGGUUCGACUCAUCCGUCAUGGCUCCCCUUUAUUCCGAGGUGGUCAGCCUCUCCGAUUAUCAAUGUCUCUGAUCACAUGGGACAUUAG